AUGCAUCGUCUUUUUGCUGAGCUGGAGCCAUCUUUAACCGUCACAGAGCAAAACCUGGCAGACCGAGUUCCGUAUAUCUUACGCUCAAAUAUAUUUGAUUUCGCCGAACUCGAACGGCAACGACGUGAGGCUGUUCCCUCAUCGUAUGAAAAUGCUACGGCUGAGGAUGCGGCGCCACAAAUUGUAGAACAAUCCACAAACGUGGAUGCCGCCAUGAAUACCCCAGUUGUGGUUGAUUCAAACGACGAUGGAACAGUCGCCCAGGAACUGGAAUUAGAGCAUAUGAGGAGUACAUUGGAAGAGGCGAUUGCGGAAACGCGAAGUACCCCUCUCGAAAAUCGACCGCGAGUUCCUCGCAUAGCCCUAAGUAAGCGAAAUCGGGCUGUCGUGAGGGCUCCGAACCCAAUGCUGGUGACCUAUUUGGAAGCCAGCCGGGACCUUUGCGAGACGAACUCAAUUCUUUUUGGCGCCGCGCUGGCAGUCUGCCGUAUCAUAGGCACCAAGGCUUCUACGGUUAGACGCGCUACUGGCCAAAGUAGCGCUAUCCCAGCAUGGAGAAGAAGAAUUGAGGUACGUAUCGCAAAGGCUAAAGCUCUCAUCGGCAGACUGAUAUGCUUCAGAUCAGGCAAUAACAGGCCAAGAAUUGUGCGCACCGUCAGGAUGGCGUUUGCUGGGAGAAAUGUCAGUUUGUCCCAGCCGGAUAUAACGCAAAAACUGCCACACACUGAUCAGAAGAGGCUCUAUGAAUCAUUGGAGCGACCAAUGUUAAGUGGAACGGGCCCAGCAACGAAUCAGGCCGACACUGUAGCAUUCUGGCGCGGCCUGUGGUCAGAGCCCGUAAAUCACAGCGAGGGCCCUUGGACGGAAGUUGUGGCGAGUCAGUGUGUGAGUUUAACGCCCAUGGACCCCGUCAUUAUAACACCGGAUGACGUAGCUGAGGCGGUCCGUAGGGCCCCGAACUGGAAAAGUCCGGGACUCGACGGGCUGCAUCACUACUGGCUGAAGGAGUUCGUGGUGUGUCACACUGUGCUCGCCCAACAGUUUCAAGAGGCUCCCAAUCAGAAGUCGCUCCCAAGCCUCUUAACUACUGGGAUCACCCAUUUGGUUCUUAAAGACCAGGGUACCACAGACCCGAGCAAAUACCGCCCUAUCACUUGUAUACCGACCAUAUACAAGACACUAACAUCCAUUUGA
Parnassius apollo (apollo) is the source of this 1194-nucleotide messenger RNA. Lineage: Eukaryota; Metazoa; Arthropoda; Insecta; Lepidoptera; Papilionidae. The record is from the annotation of a GenBank genome assembly.